AUGCCAGGAUUUCUCAAGUACCAAUAUCACAUCAUAAUGGAAAAGGGAAUCAGUGGUAUUUAUAACUAUGAGAAAGUCACAAAUAAUAAAGAUCAGCCGCUAACAUUUGGUGCAACGAGUACCGUUUAUCGAUUUAAUCCCAGAACCAUGAACCAGGCCACCAAUAGUGUACAGCAGGGCAUUUUAUCAAAUAAUGAUGAGUUGAUGAAUUCAAGGCUAGUUCAGGACACUACAUGGCAACUUGCUGAUAGUACUUACUAUACGAAGUACGAUUAUGCCGGGUAUAUUCGAAAUUCACCGUACGUUAGAGUAUUUGGAAAUGGGUGUGGUGCAUGGUUGAUUUCUGCUAGUCGGGAAUACCACUCUGAUUGUCCUCUAAAACAAGACCUUCUGGUUCAUCAGGAUGCUCUCAUAGCCAACUAUAUGACUGAAGGCCAUUUUGCUACACCAGCUGUGACUGCUCCAGUAGGAUGGUCAAAGAUUUAUGGUCCCUGGCUGCUUUACUUCAAUGAAGGAAUGGAUGAUGAGAUGAGAGCAGAUGCAAUUCGUCAGAGUAAAAUGGAACAGGAUCAUUGGCCUUAUAAGUGGAUGAAUGAAACUUGUUAUCCACUAAAAAGAGGUGAGCUGAGAGGACAGAUUGCUAGCCCUAUUCGAAGCAUGGUUGUGCUUUCAUCUUCCUUAACAGAAGAGUUUGACCGACAAACGUUUGGAUUUUCUUACCCUACUGAAACGAACGUAAAUGGUGACUUUAAACCUAAUCGUAUCAGGCCUGGAACAUAUAAGUUAACGACAUAUCCCAUAGAAGGUUAUGGCAUUGGUUUCCAGUCAGAAAAACUAAUAAAUAUUACUCAAGGAAAGAACAGAGUCACCGUGGAUUUAUCGGUUCCCACGGAAGUAAAGUGGUCUAUUGGAGAAACAAACAGGCGAUCAGGCUCAUAUCAAUAUUGUAAUGAAGAACGAAGUUAUAUCUGGCAUACGUUGCCACCAGCGGAUCUACAAUUCGAGAUUGGCAAAUGCGAGAUCCAUACAGACUGGUAUUAUGCACAAACGAAACCGGGAGCUUGGACUAUUAGGUACAAGGAUUCUCUAAAUGGCAAAAACAGAGUUUUACGAAUUGGGAUUGCAGCACCGAGCUAUAAUAAAGGAUCUCCUAUUUUGGCAGUGGAUGUAAAUGAUAAUUUAAUCAAUGAAUUCCACUAUAGAAACGAUCAAUCUAUUUAUCGCAGUGCACCGCAGAGUGGAAAUUUUCAUUCCGAAAACAUAAUAAUACCGGGAGAUCUCGUUACCGAAGGAGAUAAUCUCAUAAGCUUAACGAUUCGUCAAGGAUCUGUUAUGUAUGAUAGUAUCAAUCUCUCAGACAAUCAGUUUUGA
Belonocnema kinseyi is the source of this 1371-nucleotide messenger RNA. RefSeq names its product rhamnogalacturonate lyase-like. Gene Ontology annotation, molecular function: catalytic activity; carbohydrate binding. The transcript has a single exon. Lineage: Eukaryota; Metazoa; Arthropoda; Insecta; Hymenoptera; Cynipidae. The coding region runs from base 1 to 1371 and encodes 456 amino acids. Gene Ontology annotation, biological process: carbohydrate metabolic process. The record is from RefSeq and is a predicted model, not a curated record.